Messenger RNA from Closterium sp. Naga37s-1, 453 nucleotides. Lineage: Eukaryota; Viridiplantae; Streptophyta; Zygnematophyceae; Desmidiales; Closteriaceae. The record is from the annotation of a GenBank genome assembly.
AUGGCGCCAGUGGCGCUAGCGGCCGGCACGGCGCAUCGUCGUCGGAAAUGGCCGGAAGCGCGUCCUCUAGUCUCUGGACGCGUCACACGCAAGGCGCUGGUGCUUAUUAAGGAGCUGAAAACGAAGCCGCCUGCUAACGAGGAUGAGCUGCAUCAGAGGCUCGAAAACUGGGUGAAGGGCGUGCGGCCGCACCGCCGGGAUUUGAUUGACACGAUCAAAGAGAUGGACACGGCUGAUACCAGGGAGCUGCUGUGCCAGGUCAUGCAGUGGUCUCUAUCGGAGGAAUGGUACGAGGCUGACGCUCGGGACUACACGAAGCUGGUGGAGAGGUUCGGCAAGGACGGGCGGCUGGGGGAGAUGGAGCGAGCCUUCACAGGCAUGGAGGCGGACGGGAUAGCUCCAGAUUUGAUCUCCUUCUCUGUGAAGAUCAACGCUUAUGGGCGGGCCAAGGAG